CUCAGUUUCCGAUCGUGCGUCGCGCGUGACGCACGUGCUUUGUGAUAUUUCUCAAUUAUUAUUUUCGUAUUAUUUUUAUUUUCUACUAAGUGGCUGUGAUAUAGUGAUCAUUGAAUUAUUUUUAUUUGUUUAGGUUGAAAGCGUACAGAAAUGUUCAUAGACGAGAAUGAGACACCUGAGUCAUGGUGGGUGUCGGCGGUGUUGAAGACGAUACGCGCUGUCGCGCUCGUCUUCGACAUCCUCACCUUCCCCGCGCACCUGAUCAUCCAGCGUCCAUGGAGGAAGCGAGCGCUCUCGCGCCGGAUUAAGGCCCGUAUAAUAGAAUCCACGGCGGACAGUGUGACGGUCCGCUCGGUGUCGGAGCCCUGCGAGCUACACGUGCGCCUGGUGCGCGACGGAGUGACGACGAUGGAGAGCAUGCUGCGGGCGGCGGCGGCGCGCUGGCAGGAGCGGCCCUGUCUCGGGACUCGCGCCGUGCUCAGCGAGGAGGACGAGCCCCAGCCUAAUGGACGCGUUUUCAAAAAGUACAAGAUGGGCUCGUACUCGUGGCGCUCGUUCGCCGCGGUGGCGGAGGAGGCGCGCCAGUUCGGCGCCGGGCUGCGCGCGCUGGGCUGCGCGCCGCGCGCCAACGUCGUCAUGUUCGCCGAGACGCGCGCCGAGUGGAUGCUGGCCGCGCACGGCUGCUUCACGCAGAGCAUCCCCGUUGUUACGAUCUACGCGACUCUCGGCGACGAAGCUAUCGCUCACGGCAUCAACGAAACCGAAGUCUCUACCGUCAUUACCACGCACGAUUUACUGCCAAAGUUCAAGAAGAUCCUCGCCAAGACGCCUCGCGUGGAGACUAUCAUCUUCAUGGAGGACCAGUUGAAGACCACGCCGCGAGACGGGUUCAAGGAAGGCAUCAAGAUCGUCGGCUACAAGGAGGUCUUGGAGUUGGGCAAAACGUCAAAAAUUGAGACAGUGGCGCCAGUGCCCACCGACACGGCGAUCAUCAUGUACACGUCGGGCUCCACGGGCGUGCCGAAGGGCGUGGUCCUGUCGCACCGCAACAUGGUGUCCACGCUGAAGGCCUUCGCAGACGCAAUGCCCAUCGUGCAGGGGGACAUGCUCAUGGGCUUCCUGCCUCUGGCCCACGUCUUCGAACUACUGGCUGAGAACCUCUGCAUCAUCGGAGGUGUCCCAAUUGGUUACUCGACCCCACUAACAAUGCUGGAUACAUCAAGCAAAAUCAUGAAAGGAACAAUGGGUGAUGCUACUAUACUCCGGCCGACUUGUAUCACAACUGUACCUUUGAUCAUGGACCGCAUCAGCAAGGGCAUCACGGACAAGGUGUCCCGCAGCGGGCCCAUGGCCAGCGCGUUCUUCAAGUGGGCCUACGCGUACAAGCAGGCCUGGCAACGACGCGGCUACGACACACCGCUGCUGGACUUCGUCGUGUUCAAGAAGGUGCGCGCGCUGCUGGGCGGGCGCGUGCGGCUGAUGAUCUCGGGCGGCGCGCCGCUGGCGCCCGACACGCACACGCAGGUGCGCCUGUGCCUGUGCUGCGACGUGGUGGCCGGCUACGGGCUCACCGAGACCACCUCCUGCGCCACCGUCAUGGACCCGCUCGACAGAUCGACGGGUCGCGUGGGUGCACCCACCACGAGCACGGACAUCAAGCUGGUCAACUGGGAGGAGGGCAACUAUCGCGUCGACAACAAACCCUUCCCACAGGGUGAGGUGGUGAUCGGCGGCGCCAGCGUGGCGGAGGGCUACUACAAGAACCCGCAGAAGACUCGCGAGGAGUUCCUGGACGUGGCCGGCGAGCGCUGGUUCCGCUCCGGCGACAUCGCCGAGCUGCACCACGACGGCUGCAUCAAGAUCAUCGACCGCAAGAAGGACCUCGUCAAGCUGCAGGCCGGCGAGUACGUGUCGCUGGGCAAGGUGGAGGCCGAGCUGAAGACGUGCCCCAUCGUGGAGAACAUCUGCGUGUACGGCGACAGCUCCAAGACGUACACCGUGGCGCUGCUCGUGCCCAACCCGCGCCACCUGGCCGAGCUGGCGGCGCGCGCCGGCCUGCCCGCGCUGCCCUUCGAGCGCCUGUGCCGCGAGCCCGCCGCCGAGCAGGCCGUGCUGCGCGAGCUGGCCGAGCACGCGCGCAAGUGUGGACUUGAAAAGUUCGAAGUGCCGGCGGCGGUGAAGCUGUGCACGGAGGUGUGGUCGCCAGACAUGGGGCUGGUGACGGCCGCCUUCAAGAUCAAGCGGAAAGACAUUCAGGAGCGCUACAAGGAGGACAUCAAGCGCAUGUACGCCUCGUGAGCCGAGCGCCGCUAGGGCUGCCGCGCUACCGAGAGAUGACAGAAAUAUACGCAUACGAUAAAUAACGUUUUAAAUGAAAUUUUACUCGGAAGUAUUCAGUAACUUCCAUUUCACCAAAUGCGGAUCCUCAAAAGGUUCGUCCAAUGU
This is a messenger RNA of Melitaea cinxia (Glanville fritillary), 2445 nucleotides long. RefSeq names its product long-chain-fatty-acid--CoA ligase 4 (gene Acsl). Gene Ontology annotation, molecular function: palmitoyl-CoA ligase activity. NCBI's taxonomy places the organism in Eukaryota, Metazoa, Arthropoda, Insecta, Lepidoptera, Nymphalidae. The transcript has 13 exons. The record is from RefSeq and is a predicted model, not a curated record. Bases 151 to 2298 code for a protein of 715 amino acids. Gene Ontology annotation, biological process: long-chain fatty-acyl-CoA metabolic process; neuron differentiation; long-chain fatty acid metabolic process. Gene Ontology annotation, cellular component: lipid droplet; plasma membrane; endoplasmic reticulum.